GCAGCUGUGCUGCUGGGACGGCCUCCACGGCUCCCCCUGCGGGCAGCGUGGCGCCGGCGCCGUGGACCUCGGGCGGGCACAGCGGGGCCGCUGCCGCCACGUCGUGGACCUGCCGCUUCUGCCAUGGCAGGGAUGGGCAGGCCUGCAUCAACAAGGCCUUCCGCACGGAGUGCAACAUGUGCGGCCUCGCCAAGGGCAACUGCUUCCUGGGGAAGGUGGUGCCCAAGGAGCCGUCCCCAGCGCCCACACAGCGCGAGAAGGACCUCAAGGUCAAGGAGGCUGCGCUUCGCAAGCGCGAGGCCGCCCUCGAGAAGGCCGAGAGGGAGGUCCAGGCUGCCCAACCAGCGUCAGGAGGCGAUGACAGCCCUGGUUCCGCCGACAUGGCCAAGGCCGACCGGCUCCGUGCCGACCUGGGCGCCUUGGACGGCAUGGAGGGCACCGGGGUCGAACAGCUCCGCGCGGAGAAGCGCGAGCAACUUCGCACCCUGCAGGCCGCGCGGCUGGCGGCCAAGCAAGCGCACAUCCAGCUCAAGGAGCUCGACGAGAAGCUGCAGCGCAAGCGGAAGGUUGUCGAGCGCCUGGCGCUUACCGACAUCCCCGCGGCCGAGCAGAAGGUCGCCGCGCUGAAGGCCGAGCGCGCCAAGGCGGCUGCGGAGGCAGCGGAAUUGCAGAAGCAACGGGACAACCUGGUGCCGGCUGCGGUGCACUCGGCGAUUCCCAAGGAGCUCGAUAGGCGCAUGGCAUGCGACGCGGCGGCCAAGACUGCAGAGUGGCGAGCCUGGGUGGUCCAGGCGGCUCAGAAAAGCGGGCGACACGCCGACAGGUAUGCUAGGAAAAAGCUGGAGGACGUCGGCGACCUCAUGGCGGAGGACGCGUCAAGGACCUCGCGCCCAAGGAAUGGGCAGCAGGCUGUGCAGCGCAUCCUAGACGACCGGCAGCACCUGUGGACUCACAGGCGCGCUGGCGAUGCUCACCCUUCCGAGUGGGACGUCGGCGACGAGGAGCUACCGCCCCUCACGGUGGAGCAGCUGAAAGACGUGCGCGGCAGGUACACCGAGUCCGCUGGGCUCGGCUGGGACGGGCUCAACCCGAGGGUGCUGCUGCAGCUGGGCGACGAUGCACUCGAAAGGCUCCUCGACAUCAGUGUCGAGGAGCAACCAGGCGCCUUGCUGGCCUUCCAAACGCAAAUGAUCUUCAUUGCGAAAGCGGGAG
Molecule: messenger RNA, 1212 nt
Organism: Prorocentrum cordatum
Lineage: Eukaryota; Dinophyceae; Prorocentrales; Prorocentraceae
Source: the annotation of a GenBank genome assembly